UCCGGCCACCUGGCCGUGGCACACGACGGCAAGAAGAGGAUCCACGUCUUCGGGCCGAGCGGGUUCUGCCUGCGGCGGUUCGGGGAGCGGGGGGACGCGAACAACGACAUCAAGUACGCGCUCGAUGUGACGGUCACGUCCGACGGACACGUGGUGGUCACCGACGGCGGGGACUGCUCCGUGAAAGCCUUCGAUUCUGAGGGAAGGGGGGUCCUGGCCGUGCGGGAAGGCUUCUGCUUGCCCUGGGGCUUGGAUGCCGCCGCCAAGAGCGAAGUGAUCCUGACCGACUCGGAGGCUGGCGCGCUGUACCGCUUGGCGGUCGACUUCCAAAGGGGGGAAUUAAAGAAGUGCCAGAUGAUCCGGUCCCGGCUUGUCAGCCCCAGAGCUGUCGCUGUCUGCCAGAGCUCGGGUGCUGUCGUGGUAGUAGAGCACCUGAAAGCCCGAGGUCCGAGCAAGGGCAGCACCCGAGUGACGAUACUCAGUGCGGAGAUGGAUCUCAUCGGCCAGGUGGACAGCUUCGGUCUGAACCUCGUUUUCCCCUCCAGAAUAUACGCUACGGCUGUGGCCUUUGACAGCGAAGGUCGUGUUAUAGUAACGGAUGUUUGUAGCCAGGCUGUCAUAUGCUUAGGGAAACCUGAGGAAUUUCCCAGCUUUAACCCUCUAAUUAGCCACGGGCUUUCUUACCCUGUCGGACUGACUUACACGGCAAACAAUUCCCUCGUCGUUUUAGACAGCGGUGAUCAUUCAGUGAAAGUAUAUAGCUCUACCUGAGUGGGCUCAGAUGCUUCCUGCUGCAGGCUCAAGCUGAUUCUGGCCAUAAAGCAUGCGGAGUUCUGGAGUUUGUAGGAGUGGAGGGAGGAGGCGGUUGUGGGGCUCUGAGUGUGAAAUCACCCUCCGACCAACACGCCGUGCUUCCUGCAAAACUUGUGUCACGUCUCUUGCCUACCUGUGGGAGAGGACCUGGCUGUUGCUGCCUAUAGCCAACAACAAAUCAACCAAACAAAUCACUUGGCAUUUUAAAACUAUUCCAUGUCUUGACUACCAAGUGGUUUUGGUUGUUUUUGACACGUAAUCAAAGACCAGCACGUGUGAAAGUAAUGCAUAAUUUAUUUACGUUUCCCAGCACAUGCUUAAUUAAGUAUAGGUACACUCCUGACAGAACUGUUUCCAAGAAUUGUGCACAAGGAAGGAGAUUGCCUUGACAGAAUGAUAGGAGAAAUGGAAGCCUCCAUUCAAGGUUGCAUAAAUCCAGCUAAAAUCAUUGUGAUGGAGGAGCUACCACUAAUGAGUGAGUUAUGAGACAUGAAAUGAUGUUCAAAGUCUAUUUUUUUCCAGGAAAAUGCAUUUCUGGGGGCACUCUUUUCUCUGCUAGUUAAUUCCCACCUUUAUUAAGGUUCUACUGGAGCACUUUGUCUUCCUCUAAAAUGCCCAAGUCUGUGUCUUUGCCUGGAGAUAAUAUAGUGUGUGGUUACACAGCAUGGGCUGCUUUGCCUAAAAGCCUCUUGAAAUAUUCACGUUUAGACCACAAGUGCUCCUGCAUAAGUAAGUUUGAGUUGGCUCUGCUGCUAACACAGCUACAUGUAGGAGGUUUUCAGCACUACCUGCCCCUGUUUUGCCAUUAAUAUGGUGCUUUUGCACUCCCAAACCCCAGGAUUCAACUGCAAAUUGAAAUGUUAGUGAGAGUGAUAGGAGAUGGGGAACAGAGCUCCCUGCCCCCUCUUCUUCAGUGAGUGGAGCAAAGAGAUUGUCCUCUGCAAAAUGGUCAUGGAGUUAAAUGUAGCUGAAAUUGAGCAGCUCCACUUACAGCAAGGAACGUUUCAGCUCGAUGGAGAUGUGACUAUGCCUGUCUUGGGAACAUUCAUUUGUUGUAAUUGUUCACCUCUGAUCCCAGUGUGAGAUCUACUGUGGAGCAGCCACUGUGGGCAUGGAGGCAGAGCUAGGGUCUAGCAGAGGGCAUCACCCCAGUGAGGUGAAACCAAUCAGAAUAGCACUGUUUUCCAUGCUCCCACUGCUGCCAGCUCCUCCUCCCCUCUGGCUCCUGUGACACAAGAUGAAGUUGGAUGUGCCAGUGACAGCAUGCAUCAGUCAGGCACAGUAAGGUAUGUGCUGGGGAUGCUGCUGACAAGAUGGAUAUUCUUGGCAGGCUCCGUGACAUUUCUCCUUGCCCUUUGCUGAAGAAAGGAGGUCACUGGAACACCAUCAGGGCUUCAGGCAUCAACCUGGAUGCACAGUAUCACUCCCCCAUUUCCAUGUCAUGAAGCAGAGCAAUUGACCUUCCUGCUCAGAAUAUAUGGGAAGACAUGGGCAAAUCACAUCGAAUCCUGUUACCUGUGUUAUGCCUUGGAAAGAUGUGGAGCAACUGAAACUUGCCAGCAAACCAAAGGAAGGAGCAAUGUUUUCUUUAUGCUCUUUGCUGAACUGUGGAUCAACGGGCAAAUAGAAAUGCUCUAAGGCAAGAAAGAAGAAUGAAACAGAUGGAAAACAAGAAAGAGACAAAGGUUAAAUCUUCACCCUAGUAAAGCUCCAAAAUUCCUGUUGACUACAGUAGUAGAGAGCCAGAAAAGAAGAGAGGGUGGAGGAAAACAGGGAGAGGAAAGGGAAAUCAGGGAAAGAUGGCUCCAGAUGAUUUUAUCCCCAUUUUCCAUCUGAGUUCCCCCCUCCCACCAUCAGUCUCCACUUUCUCCAGCUCUCAUCUUUUUUCAUUGCUGAAGCAGUAAGCUGUCAUUUCUCAUCCGGUAUCUCCCAUCCAUCCAUCAGCAUGUCUGGGAUAGCUGGCAGCUAAUUCCGAUGGGUUAGCAACCCAUCAGUAUCCCUUGCCAGUUCCCACGGGGCAUGUAAACUGAUCAAGUUAACAAAUUCUGACAGGUGAGAGACAUUUAGCCUCAGUUGCUACCGGUAGCAAAGAGAGAUGUAAAGGGUUCCAUAUGGUAUUCAAUGGGGAGAUACAAUGCCAGAAGAGAAACGUCUCAUCGGCCUGAAUUCACAGAUUGUUCUUUGAUCUACCUAAUAAUCUCAUGGGGCCUCUAUAACAUGACCCUCUUCCUAUUCUGCCCUAAUGGCAAAGGGUUAGGGGAGACCAGAAAUGCAUUCUGCUAUAAGCAUUCUGCCCAGUAAGUGUGGUCAGGUCAUGGUAAAAAUGUUGCCAAAAACCCUUUCUUGAGAGGGCAGAAAUACAUAGCAGAACCAAGACAACAUUUUUGGCAGCUGUUUCUCAGGGUACACUGAUGUGAAUGAAAGAUUAAAAGUCCCCUUUCUCAACUACCUAACACUUGAAUAAAUCAGAAUUUCACAAGAAGUGAACAUUGGAAAAAACUAGGUUGCAUCUGCCUUUUCAAACACUAUUGCACGGCUGGCUUUUUAUAUGCAAAUGGUGGAAUAUAAUUCACAAGCCUAUACCAGACAUUCAUAAAAAUUUCUUCCCAAGACUCUUCCCACAGCCAAAAUCAUAGUGAAUCUCAUAAAGACUCCCUUUAGUUUCUCUUCAGCUAAUGUAAUUGUUUUUAUGUAAUCUUGCAAUGAUGUCGUUUUUCCACUAAGAGGUGGAAAAUUGAGAUGGGAGUAUUUUCCCUUCCAUCUGUUGGCUGUCUUCUCUUUCCCAGCAGUGUCCAAAUUUCACAGAACAACUCCCUUUUUGCACAGCCAUUUCAGACCUCAUGCCUUGUCUUGAGCCAGCGCUUACUUUGAUCUGGGUUCUUACAGUCUACAGCAGCAAAUAGGAUGUCUCAUGUCAACAUCACUCCUUUUCUUUACUCGUUGGGCCACAUGCUUAUGAUGCAUUUCAUAAUGAACUUCAUUCCUUAUGCCUGCUUCUACAGGCAAGAAGUCCAUGUGCACCAUCUACUCCUGCUAACAUUCUCCAGAUGCCCGGCUCUAUUUGGUAACCUUUGUCUUCUGCUGUGCUAAGUACAUGUCUCGUUUCUUUUCAGCAUUCCUGUGAGUUGUGACCAUUUGGGACAGCCAGGCCUCCUCCAGAAACAGUCCUCUCAGUGGCUUUGCAGCACACCUUCUGCUUGGUGUGCUGGCAGCUGGGAAGGGGUUGAUCUUCUAAGCCUCCCUCCAUUGUUUCCACUGCUGUUUGAAAGGUCUGCUCUUUCUCAGCGCAGCUAUCUAUUCAUCACUGGUUGUUUAGCCCGUUCUCCCAACAGUGGUUUAGCCCCAGAGUAGACAGAGUAAUCCCAUUUGGUUUGAGCCUGUCUUCCAUAAAGAAAAUGUUACACACAUUGCUGUUUUGCACUGGGAUUCCUGCCAGUUAGCUGCAUUGAUAGUAAGGAUUGAUUCUUUGGAAGAUAUUUUACUGAAGCUAAGGAAACACUUCUGCGGAGAACAGGUGUUAACAAGACACUUUGAAAAGAGCCCUAUUGCAUUUUUAACUAAAAACCUUUCUUGGCUUGCCCACUGGAAGCUCAGCCAUCCUCGGAGCUGUUGGUUGCUGGAUAAAACACCAUUGUUUGUAAGGCUUUCCCCGAAUACUGAACUGGCCACCACCCUGUUCUGAGUGUUUGGGCCGGCACUCGUCAGUGGUGGCCUGUCGCUGCCUGGAAGAGCAGGACAGGUGAGUGGCCCCGGCACUUCGCAGGUUGCCCUUCAUAGCCAAGGAGGUGAGGCUGGAGCCCGAGCAGGGCUCCUUCUCCAUCACCUCGACGUGCUGCACCGCUUCCAGGCCUACGUUACACCCAGGUCAUCCCGGCUUGUGCAUGUCAAAAGAGCAUCCCCUGACGUUAUAACAUUUUUUCCGGGACAGAUUGCGGCUGUUCCUUUCAUUGCCGCAAGAAAACUCGAUGUGAGUGGGGCAGGCCGGUGUCUCUGCGGUGGCGGCGUACACCUGCA
Molecule: messenger RNA, 4827 nt
Organism: Zonotrichia albicollis (white-throated sparrow)
Lineage: Eukaryota; Metazoa; Chordata; Aves; Passeriformes; Passerellidae
Gene: NHLRC1
Product: NHL repeat containing E3 ubiquitin protein ligase 1
Biological process (GO): proteasome-mediated ubiquitin-dependent protein catabolic process; protein polyubiquitination
Cellular component (GO): nucleus
Molecular function (GO): ubiquitin protein ligase activity; protein binding
Source: RefSeq, a predicted model, not a curated record